Messenger RNA from Micromonas commoda, 771 nucleotides. RefSeq lists its product with no specific name. Bases 46 to 636 code for a protein of 196 amino acids. Gene Ontology annotation, molecular function: RNA endonuclease activity producing 5'-phosphomonoesters, hydrolytic mechanism; metal ion binding. The record is from RefSeq and is a predicted model, not a curated record. The transcript has a single exon. Gene Ontology annotation, cellular component: mitochondrion. Gene Ontology annotation, biological process: piRNA processing. NCBI's taxonomy places the organism in Eukaryota, Viridiplantae, Chlorophyta, Mamiellophyceae, Mamiellales, Mamiellaceae.
CGCGCGCGUCUCGGCUUCGCAUCGGCUUCCGAACGCGAACGAUCGAUGGGCGCGUGCUUCUCGAGCCCCACCGGCGGCGGAUCCACCGACGCCGAGGUCCUCUUCUUUCCGGACGCCGCCGGCAUGCCCUGCAGGCAGCACCUCGCGGGGAAAGAGUGCAGACGCGCGAAUUGUACCUACGCGCACGCCGACACGAGCCUGGUCAAACUCCUCCGACGCAUCGACGCCGCGUCGAAGACCCUGGACGUAUGCGUCUUCACCAUCACGUGCAACGAGAUCGCCGACGCCGUCGUGCGCGCGCACGAGCGCGGCGUCAAGGUGCGCGUAAUCUCCGAUGACGAGCAGGCGCAUUCCACGGGCAGCGAUCUGCGAGCAAUCGCGGACGCGGGCAUCCCCGUCAGGACCGACGCGGCGUCCACGCACAUGCACCACAAGUUCGCCAUCGUCGACGGCGCGACCCUCAUCAACGGCAGCUUCAACUGGACCAGGCAGGCGGUGCUCGGUAACCAGGAGAACGUCGUCAUCGCGAGAGACGCCAAGUUGGCGGGCGUGUUCGCCAAAGAGUUCGACUCGAUGUGGGGCAAGUUUCGCGGUAACGAGUACGGGGGGCGGGGCGGAGGUGGCAACCGGGCGUGACGUGUUCGGGGGGAGCGAGAGCAUUAGAGACGGAUAGAGAGGUUGAGAGAGGUUGAGAGAGGUGCGAUGGUAGUCUACAUUCGCAAGCGACCGAUCGGGCAAUAAAGUCAAAGUAAACGCUCCUCGGAGCUGACG